Lampris incognitus (smalleye Pacific opah) is the source of this 2241-nucleotide messenger RNA. It is a transcript of the gene col8a1a, whose product is annotated as collagen, type VIII, alpha 1a. The transcript has 2 exons. Lineage: Eukaryota; Metazoa; Chordata; Actinopteri; Lampriformes; Lampridae. The record is from RefSeq and is a predicted model, not a curated record. The coding region runs from base 1 to 2241 and encodes 746 amino acids. Gene Ontology annotation, molecular function: protein binding.
AUGUCUCCCCUUCCUGCUCGCCUUCUCCUCACGCUGCUGCAGCUUGCAGUUCUUCCUCUCGUCCACGGAGGGGCGUACUACGGCCGCAAGCAGCACCCGCAGCACCCGCAGCACCACCAACCCCUACAACACCACCAGCAGAUGGGCAUGGGCAAAGAGGGCUUCCCCGUGCAGCAGUACAUGAGCAAAGAGAUGCCCUACCAUCAAUACCCCCACUACAGGAAGGAAUUGCCCCAGAUACCCACGCACAUGGGCAAGGAGAACGCCCGGAAAGGUGGUGGUUAUAAUGGUGGACACGACAAAGGUCUGACUAUCCCUCGUGGUGCUGAGGGAAUUCCCCAAGGGGACCCAGGCCCAGCUGGGCCUCCUGGACCAGAUGGGCCUGCCGGACCUCCGGGACCACCAGGGAGUGGACAGCCAGGACCCAUCGGCCGACCAGGCCCUCCUGGUUCACCAGGAGGGCCUGGUGUGGGCAAAUUAGGUUUACCAGGACUCCCAGGCAAGCCAGGAGGAAAUGGUGAUCCAGGACUGCCAGGAGAAAUUGGCCCUAGUGGUGCUGAGGGACCGAUUGGACAGCCAGGCCCUCAGGGUCCCCCUGGUCCACCUGGGCUCCCAGGAGUAGGUAAACCAGGGGGACAGGGACUCCCUGGCCAGCCAGGACCCAAGGGCGAGCCUGGUCACAAAGGCCUGCCAGGGUUGCCAGGUCUGCCAGGACCCAAAGGAGACAAAGGAACAGGCCAACCUGGACAGCCUGGUCACAAAGGGCUCCCAGGCCCACCAGGACCUCCUGGCCCAGGAGGGCAACCGGGCAUCGGCAAACCUGGGUUGAAUGGGGUGCCAGGACCACAAGGACCACCAGGGAAGCCUGGCCCCCCUGGAGAGCAAGGACCAGCUGGGCCACCUGGUGAAGGCGGUGAACCUGGCCCACCAGGUCUACCGGGUCAGGGAAAACAAGGUCCAACCGGCUUGCCAGGACAACCAGGAAUGCCAGGUGGGAAAGGUCAGCCAGGACCCCCUGGUUUGCCAGGCAAGCCAGGACUGCCCGGGUUAGCUAAACCAGGGUUCCCAGGACCAAAGGGUGAUAAGGGUAUAAAUGGCCCGCCUGGGGCCCCAGGGCCCAAAGGAGAGAAAGGUCAUGGAGGACUGCCUGGUAUGCUUGGACCCCCAGGACCAAAUGGCCCACCAGGCCCACCAGGCCCUAUGGGAUCUCCUGGAGGUGUUGGUGCGCCUGGUCCAAAAGGAGAAAAUGGAGAAGGAGGGCCCAAAGGUCGUGAUGGAGCCAAGGGUGAGCCUGGUCCUCCUGGGCUUCCUGGUAAGGAUGGUCUUCCGGGAGAGGGUGGAGAGCCAGGACCAAGAGGUCCACCAGGUUCCAUCGGUGCAAAAGGAGAGAAUGGCCACAAAGGUUUACCAGGUCCCCCAGGCCCUUCAGGACUGCCUGGGCCAAAGGGACAAAGUGGAUUACCCGGUGAGGGUGGGCCCCAAGGUCCUAAAGGAAUUCCAGGUUUGGAUGGUGCAGCAGGACCAGUUGGAGCUCCUGGUCUACCUGGGCCCAAGGGAGAAGGUGGCUCACCUGGUUUACCUGGCACUGCAGGAGAUGGGAGACCAGGUCUUCCUGGUCCAGUAGGACCCCCAGGAAAGGAAGGCCCAGCAGGGCCACCUGGACAGCCAGGUCAGCCUGGACUUCCUGGACCCCCUGGUUUACCUGGCACAAUUGCUCUCCCCCCGGACAUGGCUGGAGUCCUUCCUGAGAUGGGCCCUGGAUUAGACGGUGUUAAGGCUGGUGUAUAUGGCAAGAAGGGAAAGUAUGGUGGUAAUGGGGCAGAAGUAAUGGGUGCCAGUGGUUUGGAAAUGCCAGCUUUCACAGCUGUGGUGACCACACCAUUUCCCCCUGUUGGUAGUCCUGUUGUCUUCGAUAAGCUCCUGUACAAUGGUCGUCAAAACUAUAACCCACUGACAGGUGUGUUCACUUGUGACAUGCCUGGCAUUUACUACUUUGCUUACCAUGUUCACUGCAAAGGAGCAAAUGUGUGGGUGGCCUUGAUGAGAAACAAUGAGCCAGUGAGUUAUACAUACGAUGAAUACAAGAAGGGCUUCCUAGAUCAAGCAUCAGGGAGUGCAGUAUUACCUCUACAGCCUGGAGAUACCGUUCAUAUCCAGCUGCCCUCAGAUCAAGCCGCAGGACUUUAUGCUGGCCAGUAUGUACAUUCCUCCUUCUCAGGGUUUUUGUUGUACCCUAUGUGA